AAUCUAUCAAACAAUAGCUUGAUCGGGGAGAUGCUUCCAAAAAUAUUGUAAUAUGACACAACUGAGAUGGUUAUUACUGCACAACAAUCAGUUCAAUGGGAAUUUGCCAGUGUGUUUAUUGAGCGGUCUGUCUUUGAUGCUGCUAGAUAUAAUAAAAAACUUGCUGUCCGGAACUAUUUCAGGCCAACUACUUGUUUUCAAGCAACUAGGAGCAUUUCUUUUGGGAGGAAAUGAUUUCGGAGGGUACAUUCCCAGGCAACUUUGCACAACGCAAAAAUUGCAAUUCUUAGAUUUUUCCAAAAACAGCUUCUCUGGGAACGUUCCUUCUUGCCUUGGAAACAAUUUAGUCUGGAGAAAGAAGUUUCAAGCAGACUCUUGGGUUCCAAUUGAUUUCACCACUAAGGGCAAUUCGUAUUCUUUCCAAGGUAUUCCUCUCACUCUUAUGACUAGUAUUGAUUUCUCAGAUAACCAGUUAGGCUGUGAGAUUCCUGUUGAAAUUGCUGAAUUAUCUGAACUCCAUUCUUUGAACGUGUCUCACAAUCUUUUCAUCGGUCAUAUUCCAACAUCCUUCCAAAACCUCUCAAAUUUGGAGAGUUUAGACCUCUCCCACAACAGACUAACAGGACCUAUACCUCCUCAGAUUGUCCAAAUCAAGUACCUUGGAACUUUUAGUGUUGCCUUUAAUGACCUUGUUGGAAUAGGCCUAACAGGCCCAACACCCAAACAGGGCUGAGGUCGCCCUCCAAGAAAUGAGAUGGACGAACAGGAGGACGCCCAAGCAUCUGAGCCCGACUUGAAUGACUUCAGGCCAAUGCCAAGAAAUCUUUUUGUAGGGGGAGCCGAACAGGAUCACCUAAGCGAAAUGGAUGAUGAUGAAAGAACACCAACGUGGUAUGCAACCCAGCCGGAACAGUUCCAAGCUCCAACAGGAACAAGAUCAAGACCUUCUAGACCAUACAAUUCACAGCGCGAACGACCUAAAAGGUCAACAGAACCUGCUCGGACUACCGAGCUCGAAGAGAGAACCAGAAUUCUGGAAAUGGCAAUGGGUAAAAUCCUUGCCCGCCUGAUUCCAGACGAUCCCCUGAUUCCUUUGUUGAACCGGGAUGCACAACCAGCUACGGUUGUUGCAACUCGAAAUUCCCCCGCUCUAAGCAACGUAGUGGUGCCGACCAGGCCAAGGGGAAGUGGGAAGUUGAAUAACGAACCCAGCUCGUCCAAGCAUAAUGAAGAAUUGAUGAGAAAAAACGCAGACCUUGAAAGGCAGCUGCGGGACGUACAGAAGUCCAUUGACGAGCUGAAAAGUCCCAGGUCGCACCAACAAACCCUUGAUUUGGAUAGUGCUCCAUUGAACUUAUCCAUCAUAGUGGAACCAUAUCAAGAGGGAUUCAAGAUUCCUCACCUGGAGACAUAUGAUGGCUCGGGUGACCCAGAUGAACAUCUGCACACCUAUCAAGCCAUCAUGAGAAUCCAAAAUGCUAAUGAUGCCAUGAUGUGCAAAGUGUUCCCAACGACACUGAAAUCAACAGCCAGGAGAUGGUAUCACAAGCUCCCCAGACAUUCUAUAGACUCAUACUCCCAGCUCACCAAGCUAUUCUCUAACAAAUUCGCGAGCCAGAGAGAGAUCAAACGCACAGCAACCGAGCUGAUGCAAGUCAAUCAAAAGGAAGGGGAAUCUCUGAGGGACUAUAUGCAGCGAUUCAACAAAGCUACUUUGGACAUUGAUAACGUCCCAGAUACCAUCUGCCUGUCCACCUUGCUACAUGGUCUGAAGCGUGGCAGUUUCUUGGACGACCUCCUAGAAAACCCACCGAGAACUUGGAACGAGGUGAAUGACAGGUCGGCUAGCUUCAUAUUAUCAGAAGACUUCCAAUCGUCCAAGCGACGAGCCAACGAUAAACAGAACAAAAGCCAGGAACAGCCACCGAGAAGGGAAGAGAAAAAGAAGCAGAAAGUCAACGAGCAGUGGGGGAAGCCCGCUGACUUCCCCAAGUAUGCUAAUUACAUUCCUUUAACCUUGCCCAGGUCCCAAAUCCUUGCACAAAUACAACACUGGGUUAGAAGACCCCCACCCCCACUGUAUGAGUCCCCAAGGGCGAACAAGAGCAAGCAUUGUGACUGCCAUCGUACUUAUGGUCACAACACAAAAGACUGCCAACAUCUGAAGGACGAACUGGGGUUCCUGGCUCGCAAUGGGAAAUUAGAAGGAUAUGUUCAGAAGCCUCACGCCCAGCAACCCACUCAAACUCAUUUUGUACAAGGGGCAUACAGAGGGCGUCCGUUCAACAAAAGAGGACAGGGGCAGAGGGCUGCUGCCCAGAACCAAAAGGAUAAGAAAGGGGUAGGCUAUGCUGGGAUACCUCCGCCCUCGGGUACAAUAAACAUGAUAUCAGGUGGUGUUCACUCUGGGGGCCAAAGCGCCCGAGCUCGCAAGGCAUAUGCCCGACAGGUGAUGACUGUUAACAAAAAUAAACCCUUGAAGCAGCUGUUUGAAGAAGCAGAAUGGGAGAAUACGCCUAUCACAUUCAGCCCGGCAGAUUACAAGCGAGCAGAGGGAGAGCCCGACAUUAUGAUGCCCUAUGCAGAUCCCUUUGUGGCAACGGUUCAUAUAGGCAAUCAUAAUGUCAAUAAAGUGUUCAUUGACACUGGCAGUUCACCAGAUAUCCUGUAUUGGAGUUGCUUCCAGAAGAUGCAACUAAAUCCAAGCUCGCUGCAGAAACACGAAGGCCCAAUAUACGGGUUCGAUAACCAGCCCGUCCCGGUUGAGGGAGUUAUUACUCUUCCCAUAUAUGUGGGCUCAGAACCGCGCUUCAGGAUGGCUUCCGUCACCUUCCUGGUCGUGAAGAUGGAAUCAGCUUUCAAUGCUAUAUUAGGAAGAGCCACUCUGUGCGAGCUGAAGGCUGUUAUCACACAGCCCCAUCUCUGUAUGAAAUUCCCAACUCCUCAGGGGGUAGGAGUGCUGAAAGGGAAUCAGAAGAUGGCUAGAGCAUGUUAUCAAGACACGUUCAAGAAGGUCGAGCUCACCGCAGCCCCGGCGAGUGCUGAAGGUCGCAAGCCAACCCAGCUCGGUCAACAGACAAUGAGUAUAUCUGACAUUAAGCAUCGACCUAAGAGCGUUGACGUUGAGCAGAAGGUAGAGCCAGUAGAGCCAGUGGAAACGGUGCCUUUAAACCCGGAUGUGCCGGAGAGAACAGUGAAGAUCGGCACUAAACUCACAGGGGAAGAACGGGCAGAACUUCUGGAAUUCCUGAGGAAUAAUCAGGACGUAUUUGCGUGGACUACGGACGAAAUGCCCAGCAUUCCGGCAGAGUUGACAGUCCACAAGCUCAGCACAGACCCCACCAAAAGGCCAGUGGUUCAAAAACGUUGCCUUUUUGGCCUCGAGAAGCAAGCUGCCAUUGACGAAGAGAUACAAAAGUUGUUGCAGGCAGGCUUCAUCAGAAGAGUCGAGUACUCUGAAUGGGUGUCCAAACCUGUGCUCGUCAAAAAGCCAAAUGGCAAGUGGAGGAUGUGUAUUGAUUUCACCAACCUCAAUGAUGCGUGUCCAAAAGACCCUCAUCCCUUGCCAAACGUCGAGAAGUUAGUAGAACGGGCAGCAGGACAUGAACGGAUGAGUUUUCUUGACGCCAGCUCAGGUUACCACCAAGUCCAACUGUCGCUAGACGACCAGGAAAAAACAACUUUUUACGCUGGUGACGCAAUCUACUGCUAUGUCAUGAUGCCGUUCAGCCUCAAAAAUGCUGGAGCAACAUACCAGAAGCUGGUGCAAAUUAUCUUUAAGCUCCAGAUCGGCAGAAACAUAGAAGUGUAUGUAGAUGACAUGAUAGUCACCAGCGUGCGAGCUGAGGAUCACAUCGACGACCUGGAUGAAACUUUUCUAAACUUACGCCGAGCCCAAAUGAAGCUGAAUCCCUUGAAAUGCACGUUUGCUAUGGAAUCGGGGAAAUUCCUAGGGUACGUGGUAUCCAAGAAAGGAAUCGAAGUAAAUCCAGAGAAGGUACAGGCCGUUCAGCAGAUGGAACCUCCCAACACAGUAAAAGACGUACAGCGUCCGACAGGUCGGGUAGCUGCGUUGCACAGGUUUAUAGCCAGAUCGGCAGAAAGGUGCCUUCCCUUCUUCAAAGCUCUACGGGAGCCUAAAAACUUCCAGUGGACUGAUGAAUGUCAACAAGCGUUUGACGAGCUCAAACAAUAUUUGGCAUCCGCACCCCUGCUGUCCAAGCCUGUCGAUGGGGAAUGUUUAUAUCUUUAUCUGGGGGUCACAGAAGAAGCAGUAAGUUCAGUGCUACUGAAAGAAGAGAAUAAGAAUCAGAAGCUUAUCUGCUACGUGAGCAAAGUGUUACAAGGUGCCGAGCAAAACUACCCGCUAGCAAAAAAGGCUGCUUUUGCUUUGGUCUGCACAGCUCGUAAGCUGAGAGCUUAUUUUCAGUCUCAUCAGAUUGUUGUUUAUACUGAUUUCCCACUAAGGAAAAUAUUGCAGAAGCCAGAACUCUCUGGUCGGCUCAUCGGAUGGAGUGUCGAGCUGAGUGAGUAUGACCUCAAAUUUCAACCGCGCACGACUGUAAAAGGUCAAGCCAUGGCAGACUUCUUGGUAGAAUGUGCCCUGGCGACUGUGAAAGAAAAGGCACCUAAGUACCCAGUUUGGGUUUUGUACGUAGACGGAGCUGCUAAUGUCGACGGAUCGGGUGCUGGAGCUGUGCUACUGGGCCCUGAUGGCUUUAAAUCCGAGCAUGCGUUGAGGUUUAAGUUCCAAACAACCAAUAAUGCUGCAGAGUAUGAAGCCCUCAUUUAUGGAUUGAAGCUGGCGUCCGAGCUGAAGGUACAGAACAUUCAAGUCUUCAGCGACUCUCAGCUCGUGGUAGGCCAGAUCGACAAAAUACCAAGAGCAGACAACCACCGAGCUGACGAGCUAUCAAAGUUGGCCUCCUUGCGGGACUUUAACCCUAAGAGGUCAACCAUCGUCGAAGUGCUGGACGCCCUAAGCUAUACUGAUUUCACGGUCGAGUGUCAACUGCUAAGCAGGGAUCCCUCUACAUCGAGCUGGACUACCCCACUCAUAAAUUAUUUGCAAGGUGGCGAGCUGCCUGAAGAUCCGUCCGCCGCGAAAUUGAUUAAACGAAGGGCAGCACAUUUCACUUUGUUAGAUAACCAGCUCUACAAACGAGCAGCCUCAAUGCCCUUAUUACGCUGCCUUACUCCUUACGAAGCUGAAUACGCCGUGAGAGAAGUUCACGAAGGAGUAUGUGGCACGCACAUCGGUGGCAAAACUUUAGCUCGGAAACUCCUGAGGCAUGGGUAUUACUGGCCCACCAUGGUCGAGGACGCGCAAAGCUAUGUUAGAAAAUGUCCGACCUGCCAGUUCAAUGCUGAUGAUAUACACAUGCCAAGGGAAAUGCUAUCGUCUCUCACGUCUCCCCGACCCUUUGCUCAAUGGGGUGUCGACCUGCUCGGCCCUUUUAUCAAAGGCAAAGGAGGAUGCACUUUCCUGAUCGUUGCAGUGGAUUACUUCACUAAGUGGAUAGAAGCUAAACCGCUGUCCACGACAACAGAAAGGAAAAUAGAAGAAUUCUUGUUCAAUUCAAUAUUGUGCAGGUUCGGCAUACCUAAGCGGAUUAUCGUUGACAAUGGGCCGCAGUUCCGAGCAGCAGCACUAAGAUCGUUUUGUAACGACUAUGGCAUUGAGCUCGCGUUGACGUCCAUGUAUACUACACAGUCCAACGGACAAGCCGAGUCCGCCAAUAAAAUCGUCUUGCGAGGCCUCAAGACACGCGUUUUGGCUACACAUUCUAGUUGGGUCGACAAGCUCAACAAAGUGCUUUGGUCAUGUCGUACUACUCCCAGCUCGGCCACGGGCGAAACCCCCUUCAGCCUGGCCUAUGAAGCUGAGGCCAUCAUCCCGGUAGAGGUGGGAUUGCCAUCUGAUCGAGCAGGCUAGCAUGACGAUCUCAACAAUGAGCAACUGUUGAGAGAAAACCUAGACUUCGUGGAAGAGGUCAGGGAGAUGUCUAGAAUAAGAAACAUGGCGCAUCAAAGUCGUGUUGCAAAGUUUUACAAUAAAAGAGUUCGAGCUCG
This is a messenger RNA of Rubroshorea leprosula, 6072 nucleotides long. NCBI's taxonomy places the organism in Eukaryota, Viridiplantae, Streptophyta, Magnoliopsida, Malvales, Dipterocarpaceae. The record is from the annotation of a GenBank genome assembly.